AGGCGGACGGCGUAUACACGCAGAGCUAGGAAGAGAGCGAGAGCUAGCUCUGCACGUUGUCUGCUGAUGCCGUUAGCUGGUCGCUAGUGGCUCUGUCCCGUGUGUCCCACUGACUGGAAUCAAGAACUGAGAAAAGAUUGGGGACGUCAUGGCGACUCUGGAGGGCAAGACGGUGGUGAAGGAGGGAUGGCUGACGAUGUACAAGAGCCGAAAGCCAACGUUUUUCUCCUCGCGACCUGUUCCUGAUAAACUGGUGGACCGAGCAUGGGCUGUGCUCCAUCAGUUUUCUAAUAAAGGCCCACUCAUCUGCUUCUAUCAGGACAAUCUGAGAGAGACCAAGGUGAUGAAGAGGGAGAAGAUUGAACUGCUGACAGUCAGAGCCAUCACUCAAGUAACUCGCCACCCAAAACAACCUCACAGUUUUGGUCUCAAGUUCAAAGGAGCUAAGAAGGUUGUCAUGAACUGCGACUCAGAGCCGGACAAGGGGGCGUGGCUAAAGGCUCUGGGGAAUGUAAUCAACCUGGAAUACAGCCAGGAGACGGUGAUGUGGGAAUACCUUGACGACGGAGGACUGUGGCAGGCAUGCAGCGAGGACGACAGCUUCAAGAUUGAGGCUCAUUUCUUUGAGGGCUCGCAGCAGUUUCACCUUGGAGAUUAUCACUACCAUCUGAGUCACAUGACCCGCUCACACCCGCAGACCAAGAACCACCAGAGGAUAAAGAGGACUCUGUUUGUUCAAGAGAGGAGAGAUGUUCUUCACUCUACAAUGAAAGACCUGCCCGUGAGUUGACUUGUCCUCUUAUCUGGUUCUUCAUCAACCACUUCAAUAAUGAUCUACUUAACCCCUUUAAGACUACUCUCGUUGCCAGACCUUCAAGAGUAUUGACCUACUGUACUUAACCCCUUUAAGACUACUCGUGUUAACACAAUUACCAGACCUUGAAGAGUAUCAUUCUUCAGUUAACCCUUUUGAAUUGUUUCGUUAACCCCUUGCAGGCUAUCUGGGAGUGGGGCGACGGGGAGAAGAGGGAGUGGCAGCCGUUUGAGAGAGACACAAACAUACAGAUUGAGGAGAUGUACGACAGCGGGUCUCAGUGGGCGGAGCUAACUCUCUGUCUCCCGUCCCCCAUGCCGUUCCUCCUGGACCUUCACGACAUGAAGUUGGUCAACUUCAGGACUGCCGUGAGAUACAACCUCCGCAGGAUCGACCAGAGCGAUUCCAUGGUCUCUGCCUCACAGGCACCACAGCCGAGGGCUCCAUCACCUGAUGAUUUGGACACACCCCCCAUCCAAGACCUGGGGGUUUCCCCUAAUUCUCCUCUCUUCCAACCUCUUCAGGAUACUCUGCAGAGGCUGCAGAUGGACAGGAAGACCAUCAACUACAAGAGGAUGAUUGGAGAAGGAGCUUUUGGAGAGGUGUACCUGGCGGAGGUGACUGGGGUUCCGGGGUUUCAGAAUCAAACCAUGGAGGUCGCGGUCAAACAACUCAGAUUGAGUGACUUCAUAGCUCGUCAUGGUCACCACAGCCAGCAGAUGGAGGACUUCCUGCGGGAGGCAAAGGAGAUGUCGAAAGUCGACUAUCCUUACGUCAUCAAACUCCUUGCAGUCUGCACGCUUGACUACCCAAUGUUACUGAUAGAAGAAUUCAUGAACAACGGAGAUCUACUGGGUAUCCUCAAAGACAACCGACCCAGCAUGCCUCUACCAGCCCAACUCAACUUCGCCUUUCAGGUCUCUGACGGCAUGCGGUACCUCGCCGAUGAGCUGAGCUGUGUCCAUAGAGACCUGGCGGCCAGGAACAUCCUGGUCCAUCAGGACGACUCUGAGUUCAUGCACACCAAGAUUGCCGACUUUGGCCUGUCACGUCAUCUCUACUCUGACAUGUACAAACACCAGGGAACGAAGCCACGCCCACUACCGGCCAAAUGGAUGGCUCUGGAGUCACUCAUGUACUUCACCUUCACCACCAAGAGUGACGUAUGGAGUUACGGUGUGUUGCUAUGGGAGAUAAUGACCAUGGGGCGGAGUCCCUACCCGGGAGUGGAGAACAGAGAGCUCCUGGAGCAGAUAGAGGAGAAAGGGUUAAAACUCAGCAAACCAAAACUCUGUCCACCAGAGAUCUAUGAGGUCAUUCUGGACUGUACUCAGCACCAACCUGAUGAGAGACCCACAUUUGGAGAACUCAAAGACACUAUGGCAGAGUUCUUCACCCAGGCAAUGGAAGGGAAGAUGACCCACCCUAAGGAAUCCCCAACUACCAGCUCCCUGCCCAGCUCCACCUCCCUCACUACCACUGACCACGCCACUGAAGAAGGCCCCCAGCCCCCGCGCCCGGAGAAGUCCCCCCAACUCCAGAGACCCCCCAGCCCUAAAACCCCGCCCCCUUCCUCCAAACCACCUCCCCCAACUCCCGCUUCGUCUCUCUCACCUCUCACGAAAACCACACCCCCUUCAUCUAGGCCUACCUCCACUGCCACUGGGAACUCUUCGUCGAAAAACUCGUCCAAAACCACGCCCAACAACAACUCCAAGAGUGCAUCACCAUCGGUAACCAAGGCCAACUCUGUUUCCACGGGAACCAAGACCAACUCUGCUUCCAUGGCAACAAAAACCAACUCUGUUUCCAAGGCAACCAAGGCUAACUCUGCUUCCAACAGUGCUACCGUGGCAACCAAAGAUGACGGCACUGGGAACUCGGUGGUACCAGAAGGGAUGACGACCGAGGACGAUGGAAUGGUGGAAAUGACAGGAGGACAUCUUUAUUACCUUCUUGACCCUCUCGAGGACGAGGUCAAAGGUGAGAAAUCGGGUGGUCGGCACAAGCGUGGAUCGGGACGGUCUCCAUCCCAGUCCAAUCACUGGAGAACGGAAUCAGGACGGCCCAAUGAGACUCCGCCCACACAAUCAACACUCAGAGAAUCCUAGCACCAAUUACAGCAAAUUAUGCAACACACAGAUUAUCAUAAUAACACAAAAUGAGCGUAUGUUUCCAUGUUUUGUGUGUCUGUUAUUCAAAUUGUGUGAUAAUAGUUGGUGAGGUGUUGGUGGAGGCAUGUUUCAGACGUAGCCUUUGCUCUUGCGGUAGUACUGGUAGCUGUGAUAGACAUUCUGCUCCAAUUUCCUGGAUGACGACAGGAUCCAGCACUACAGCUGGUUUACCGCAAGAAUUGGUCAUGCUGUCUGCAAGAGGAAUUGGUCAUGUUGUCUGCAAGAGGAAUUGGUCAUGUUGUCUGCAAGAGGAAUUGGUCAUGUUGUCUGCAAGAGGAAUUGGUCAUGCUGUCUGCAAGAGGAAUUGGUCAUGUUGCCUGCAAGAGGAAUUGGUCAUGUUGUCUGCAAGAGGAAUUGGUCAUGUUGUCUGCAAGAGGAAUUGGUCAUGUUGUCUGCAAGAGGAAUUGGUCAUGCUGUCUGCAAGAGGAAUUGGUCAUGCUGUCUGCAAGAGGAAUUGGUCAUGCUGUCUGCAAGAGGAAUUGGUCAUGCUGUCUGCAAGAGGAAUUGGUCAUGUUGUCUGCAAGAGGAAUUGGUCAUGCUGUCUGCAAGAGGAAUUGGUCAUGCUCUCUGCAAGAAAGGGGUGUGUAUAAAGAAUGAACACGGAACUAGAAGAUAACCCAAAUCAAGAGAGAGAGAUUAGCAUUUGUCCUAUUCUACAUGUACUGUACCUCCUGUUCUCAUCCACUGGCCCGAACAGGUACCGACUGGGGUGGAUUACAUCAUCAUGAUGUAAGGAUAAUUUACACCAGCUUCAUGCUGCCAGCUCAGAUUAUGUAUAACACCAAGGAAAAAUCUAAGAUUGUGACAGAUAAAGAAAUGAGGACACCUCUCUAAUAAGGAUACCUUUUCUUUCCCCAAAAACAGUUCUUGUGUGGAAUUUAACCCCUGAAAUAAGGACAGUUACUACUUUAAUCUGUCCCACCGGAACAAGGGAGUUCCGCUGGGUGUAUAGUACCUCAUCUAGCUAGUGCUAUCAGCUAGUGAUUACCUCUCUAUUGUUGAGUGCGGUACAGUGGGUGCGCAGAUAUUUUUCGUUUUUAUUUUCGUUAGCAGAACUACACCCGAGAAGGAUAUGACCACUGGUUCCCCACAACAGUGGAGGUCUGUACCUGCACUCACAGAUUCACUGCAUUUCAAAAGGUGGCAUUUUGGUAUUGUAAUGGUACAAAUCCAUUGUGGGUGUCAGUGAGUAUCUUCUGACAUUGAAAAAGGGGAGACCAUACAGGCAGGUCCUUAUCCUUCUCUCCCUUACCUUAUCACUUACUCUCGUCCUAUUUCUCUCCUUCCUCACCUAACCCCGCCCCUCUCCCUUUCUCUCUCUUCCGAGGCGUAUGUAUACACAUACUAACUUGUGGGUGAGGGUUGUGCAGGCCCGGACGAUAUCGGGACAGAGACGAGAGUCCUUACGAUAGCGGACGGAGGGUCUUCGUCUGUCUUCGCCCGCGUCUCGCCACAAGUAACUGGAAACUGUGAGGUAGAGGCCCCGCAGGAAGACGACGAGGACUAGGAACGCCGCUAGAGCCGAGAACAUGACGAUAUUUACCUCCUCCCCCGCCCCUUUCUCACUUUUGUUAGCUAGCCGGA
This is a messenger RNA of Geodia barretti, 4572 nucleotides long. The record is from the annotation of a GenBank genome assembly. Lineage: Eukaryota; Metazoa; Porifera; Demospongiae; Tetractinellida; Geodiidae.